Messenger RNA from Aspergillus niger, 5388 nucleotides. RefSeq lists its product as uncharacterized. The coding region runs from base 1 to 5388 and encodes 1795 amino acids. The record is from RefSeq and is a predicted model, not a curated record. The transcript has 5 exons. Gene Ontology annotation, biological process: long-chain fatty acid biosynthetic process. Gene Ontology annotation, cellular component: fatty acid synthase complex. Gene Ontology annotation, molecular function: 3-oxoacyl-[acyl-carrier-protein] synthase activity; magnesium ion binding; holo-[acyl-carrier-protein] synthase activity. NCBI's taxonomy places the organism in Eukaryota, Fungi, Ascomycota, Eurotiomycetes, Eurotiales, Aspergillaceae.
AUGGGAGAGCCGAUUCAAUCACUCCCAGAGUCGGAGCAUGAGCGACGUGCUCUGGCACGAACACUGCUCAUUGAGCUUCUGGCCUACCAAUUUGCUUUUCCGGUUCAAUGGAUUGAUACACAGAAACAGUUCUUCACACGAGAUGAGGCCGUGGAGCGGUACGUGGAGGUUGGCCCAGCCAAGGUGUUAUCCACCAUGGGCAAGAAGACGGUUGCCCGCAAUCACCAGCUGCAGGACCAGCUGCGUCUGAUUCGCCGGCAGUUCCUCUCCCAUAGUGAUGACUACGCCCAGAUAUGCUAUGAAUAUGAGGAGUCACAACCAGUCGCCACCCCAGAGGCUCAACCUGCCCCUGCUGCCCCAGCACCGGUUGCCGUGGCCGCUGCUGCCCCCGUCGCUCCUGUAGCUGCUGCUCCAGUCGCAGCGGCAGUCGCAGUCGACGAUGUGCCAGCAUCUGCACUGGAUAUUGUGCUGGCCCUGAGUGCCCAGAAGCUGAAGCAGCCAUUUGACCAGGUGCCCCUACAGAAAUGCAUUCGGGACCUGUCUGGAGGUAAAUCUACGCUACAGAACGAACUUAUUGGCGAUCUUGUGGCUGAAUUCGGUGGUACACCUGACGGCUGCGAAGAUCUUCCCCUCGAAGCUGUUGGGGCAGCCCUCGAAGGCAGCUUCACCGGCCGUCCUGGCAAAGUCAUGUCUGCACUCAUCGCCCGCUUAAUCUCGGCCAGGUUCCCAGCUGGAUGGAACCAGAACAGCAUCCGCAGUCACCUUGAGACACACUGGGGGCUAGGAUCACAGCGCCAGACAGCUGUGCUCUGCUAUUCCGUCAGCCUGGACCCCUCUGCCCGGCUGGAGAGCCCCCAGGCAGCCAAAGAAUUCGUUGACAGUGUCGUGGCCCGGUACGGACGUCAUUGUGGCAUUACUAUUAGCCCAGCUGCAGCAUCUGCUGGCGGAGGUGCUGCCGCUGGUGGUGCCAUGAUAGACUCCAAGGAGCUGGAACGGCUGCGCACGGAACAGAACGACGCUUUCAAGCAGCUCCAUUUGGCACUCGGAAAGAUGCUGGAUAGCGAUGGCGAUGAGCUGGUCCAGAAGCUAGCGCACAGCGAGGAGCUGUGGCAGGAAGCCGACCAGAAGUUGGAAGCCUGGCAAGCGGAGUUUGGUGAUGGCUUUUUGACUCGCAUCUCACCCAUCUUCAACCCCCAGCGCGGUCGCAGCUAUGACGCCUGGUGGAACUGGGCUCGCGUGGAUAUCGCCUCGUUGCUGUUAGGACCUGGUAGCACUUCGAACGAGGAGAAGAUCUGGCAGGUGCUGAACCGCUCGAAUCCCAGCGCCUUCGACCUAGUCAAGUAUCACAUUGCCCACCCACUACGCCACGGCGACAAGCAGCUGCAGAUCCAGCCCUUGGAGCAGCUGUUCCAGGGCUAUCGUGACGCACUCCAGGGAGACUCCGUCUUUAUCCACCGGCUGCCACCUCUGGGACCUCGCACCACCGUCACCCCCAAGGGAGUUAUCGAAUACGAAGAGAUCCCACGCACCAUUGGUGGACGCCCAGAUAAAUACGUCGAGCUGCUCAAGCGCGGAAGCCGCUUCGAUGCCCCCAGUACUGACAGUCUGCCUUUCGUGCGCCUUUGUCGUCCCAUCGGCAGUGGCUGGAAAUACCACGAUGCCCUCACGUCCAACUACCUCGAUGCUGUCCAGGCCGCCACUUCUACCGGCAUCAGCUUCGCCGGCAAGACGGUGCUCAUCACUGGCGCAGGGCCCCAGUCCAUCGGUGCUGAGAUUACACGCGGCCUGCUAACAGCCGGUGCCAAUGUCAUCGUCACCACGAGUCGCUCCAACAUGGACUUCUACCGCAGUCUUUACCGCGACUUUUGCGGUCGGGGUUCGUCCUUGACGGUCUUCCCGUUCAACCAGGCCAGUCGCCAGGACUGCCAGGCCCUCAUUUCUCACUUAUACAACGACACUCUGGGUACUGCCGGUGACAUUGACUGCGUGAUUCCCUUCGCCGCCAUCUCCGAGAAUGGCCGACAGAUUGACGGACUCGAUGGUCUGUCAGAGGUGGCCCACCGCGCCAUGCUGGUUAACCUGCUGCGUCUCCUAGGCUGCAUCAAGCAACAGAAGGAGGCCCGUGGAUAUGGAGCCAACCCGACGCAGGUCAUUCUGCCGCUCUCACCCAACCACGGUACCUUCGGCGGGGACGGGCUCUACUCCGAGUCGAAGAUUGGCCUGGAAACACUCUUCAACCGCUUCAAGUCCGAGAGCUGGGGUGACUAUCUCACCGUGUGCGGCGCCGUUAUCGGCUGGACCCGCGGCACAGGGCUGAUGAGCGCCAAUAACAUCGUCGCAGAGGCCAUCGAGGCUGAAGACGUGAUCACCUUCUCGUCGGCUGAGAUGGCACUGAAUAUCAUGGCACUCAUGACCCCCGCCAUUGCGGAGGCCUGCGAGGACGCCCCCGUGUACGCGGACCUGGGUGGCAAGAUGGAGCAACUGGCUGACCUGAAGGGGUUGUCGACUGCCGCCCGUAAACAGGUGCAGCACCAGGCUCGCGCACGCAAGGCCAUCGCAGCCGAGGACGAGCUGCACGAGCGGUUGUUGAAGGGCCCAGAGGAGCCGAAACAGCCAACCACUGCUCCCACUACACGCAAGCCGCGUGCCAAUCUGACGGUCGGCCAUCCAGAUCUACCGGACUACCAGGCGAUGACAGCAUGUAUUCAGCUGCCUGGACGCGAAAUUAUCGACCUGAAUAAGACCAUUGUCGUCGUGGGCUACUCUGAGCUAGGACCCUGGGGUAGUGCCCGCACCCGCUGGGAUAUGGAGCGGACCGGCGAUCUCAGCCCGGAAGGGUACGUCGAGAUGGCCUGGAUCAUGGGUCUGGUCAAGCACUUCGAGGGCGACCAGCAGGGAUCUCCCUACGUCGGUUGGGUCGAUGCCAAAUCCAACCAGCCUGUGCACGAAGCCGACUUUGCGGAGAAGUAUGGCGAGUAUAUCCAUGAACACGCGGGUCUGCGCUUCAUCGAGCCCGAGCUCUACGACGGCUACGACCCAGCCAAAAAGGAGUUCCUGCAGGAGGUGGUCGUGCAGGAGGACUUGCCUGUCUUCCAGGCGACACGUGCCGUUGCAACCGCAUUCAAGACGAAGCACGGCGACAAGGUGUCUAUCUCGCCGGCUGGAGAAGACGGGGAGGAGUACAAUGUGCAGUUCAAGCCUGGGGCGCGGUUCUUGGUGCCCAAGGCGCAACCAUUCGACCGACUGGUGUCCGGCCAGCUGCCAACGGGAUGGGAUCCAAAGGCGUACGGUAUCCCAGCGGAUAUUGUGUCGCAGGUGGAUCCGAUCACGCUGUAUGUUUUAUGCUGUGUGUGCCAGGCCAUGUUGAGUGCGGGCAUUCAGGACCCCUACGAGCUGUACCGACAUAUACAUGUCUCGGAGCUGGCCAACUGCAUUGGCACGGGCGCAGGUGGGCUGAUCGCCAUGCGUGGAGUGUACCGUGAUCGGUAUCUCGAUCGUGAUGUGCAGAAUGAUAUCCUGCAAGAGUCGUUCCCCAAUGCCAUGGACGCCUGGGCUAACAUGCUGCUCAUGGGGGCGGCAGGUCCCAUCAAGUCCCCGUCAGGAACAUGUGCCACUGCCAUUGAAUCUUUGGACACGGCCUGUGAGGGCAUCCAGGCGGGCAAGGUCAAGGUGGCCCUAGUAGGCGGCACAGAUGACCUGCAGGAGGAAAUGUCGUACGAGUUCGCCAAUAUGAAGGCCACGGCCAACACAGUGGAAGAGCUUGCGCGCGGUCGGACUCCAAAGGAAAUUUCCCGCCCGACGGCCAGCUCUCGUGCAGGCUUCGUCGAGUCAGCAGGAUGCGGUGUGCAGGUGCUCAUGACGGCGCAGCUGGCACUCGAGAUGGGAGUGCCGAUCUACGGCAUUGUCGCAUACUCACAGAUGGCAGGCGACAAGAUCGGUCGCUCCGUGCCUGCCCCUGGCAAAGGAAUCCUGACAGCCGCCCGUGAGUCCACCACGACAUCGCUGUCGCCCCUUCUGGAUGCCACAUUCCGCCAGAAGCAGUUUGAAGAGGUGCGGACGCAGAUCCAGCAAGGGGCGGCUCGCCAGCUUCAGCAGGCCCGACAGGAUGGUUCGCUCUCGCCACACCUGGCCCAGGUGAUCGAAAGGGCGGCGGCGUCACAGAUCCGCCAGGCUCAGAAUCUCUACGGGUUGGACCUACGACAGCAAGAGCCUGGUAUCUCACCCAUUCGGGCAGCACUGGCUGUAUGGGGUCUCACCGUCGAUGAUAUCGCAGUGGCCUCAUUCCACGGUACCUCGACCAAGGCCAAUGAUAAGAAUGAAUCAGAGGUGAUCAACACGAUGAUGAGCCAUCUUGGUCGCACCAAGGGUAACCCAGUCAUGGUCGUGUGCCAGAAGUAUCUGACAGGCCACCCCAAGGGCGCUGCAGGGGCAUGGAUGCUCAACGGAGGCCUGCAGAUCUUGCAGACGGGAGUGGUGCCAGGCAAUCGUAACGCGGACAACGUGGACUCGGUUCUACAGCAGUUCGACCACCUUGUGUAUCCCGCAGAGUCCAUCCAGACCCGCGGAGUGAGAGCCUUCAUGCUCACCUCGUUCGGUUUCGGCCAGAAGGGCGGUCUGGUUGUGGGUGUAUCCCCACGUUAUCUAUUUGCCGCAGUGGACCAGACCCCCUACGAGGCGUAUCGCAUUAAGGCCCUUCGACGCUGUGAGAUGGCCAACCGUGCCUUCAUCGAGGGGCUCAACACGAACACCCUGUUCCAGGCUAAGACGUCGUCCGCCUGGGCGGCCGAGGAUGAGAUGCGGGUAUUCCUGGACCCGUUUGCGCGGGUUGCCGUUGACGACGGCAGCUACUAUUUCGAUGCCAAAUGCCUGCAUCCAGAUUCGGAGGACUCGGCAUCUGAGACCAGCUCCGGGGUGUUGACGGCCGUGGAGACACCCUCGACUCCCACCAGUGAGCCAUUGAUUCAUGCGUGCCAGAAAUGGGUGGAGGGAGCUGUGUCGACGGACGGAACAACCUCGGUGGGUGUGGACAUUGAGUCGGUGACUGCCAUUAAUGUCGAGAACGAGGUGUUUCUAGAGCGAAACUAUACUGAGGCUGAGAGGGAGUAUUGCCAGGCUGCGCCAGAUCCGGCGCACUCGUUUGCAGGCCGGUGGGCAGCCAAAGAGGCCGUGUUCAAGAGCCUGCAGGUACCGUCGAAGGGAGCAGGAGCUCCGCUGAAUGAGAUUGAGAUCCUCAGUGAAGGUGGUAUCCUGACUGUUCAUUUGCAUGGUGAAGUCAAGAAGCUGGCGGAAGAGAAGCAGCUGGCCAAGGUUCAGGUCAGUAUCAGUCACUCAGGCGAGCUGGCCAUGGCGGUGGCUGCGACUACAUUUGGACCAGCUGAAGGGGAGUAA